AUGGCUCAAGGGACAUUGGCACAACAUCUGUUUGGUUAUAGAGAAAUGGGGGUUUCUCCACUGACUUGGAAACAAAGAGUCACAAUAAUGUUAGAUGUUGCCAGAGGGGCUAAAUAUUUGCACAGCUUAGCACAGCAGAGUUUCGUCCAUAGAGAUCUGAAACCCUCUAACGUACUUCUUGGAGAUGAUAUGAGAGCUAAGGUGUCUGAUUUUGGUUUGGUUAAGAAUGCCCCUGAUGGGAAGCAUUCGAUGCAGACAAGGUUGGCCAGAACGUUUGGAUAUUUAGCACUUGAGUAUGCUGGCAACUCAAGCGAGGGAGAGGCUAUUGGAGGGAAGAUCUCAGCAAAUAGUGGAUUAAUGUGA
Messenger RNA from Camellia sinensis, 363 nucleotides. The record is from RefSeq and is a predicted model, not a curated record. NCBI's taxonomy places the organism in Eukaryota, Viridiplantae, Streptophyta, Magnoliopsida, Ericales, Theaceae.